AUGCCCAACCUUUCCUCUAUCAACCUCGAAAUAAUCGUGGUUCAUCUUGCCGUUCAUCUUGGCUAUCAGCAGAAUGUUACUCGGAGCUACAGCAUUGACCUUCGCAGGCUGGAAGAUAAUAACGUAGCGCUGUUUGAAGGGAAGACGGCGGGCGCAGGGCAGAUCAUCUCCAGUGGAAGGGUCUUGAAUGGCGGGGGCAGUAUGAACAGUGCUACCGUCCUGUUCAUUCCUCGUUGGCUUAGCUCCGACACACGGUAUAUGUUUAUUGCAGCUUACUGGCAAAUAUCGUCCAGAACAAUUGACGGCGCCAUUUUCGCUCAGAAGUAG
Serpula lacrymans var. lacrymans S7.9 is the source of this 327-nucleotide messenger RNA. RefSeq lists its product as uncharacterized. The transcript has 3 exons. Bases 1 to 327 code for a protein of 108 amino acids. The record is from RefSeq and is a predicted model, not a curated record. NCBI's taxonomy places the organism in Eukaryota, Fungi, Basidiomycota, Agaricomycetes, Boletales, Serpulaceae.